Molecule: messenger RNA, 7786 nt
Organism: Amoebophrya sp. A120
Lineage: Eukaryota; Dinophyceae; Syndiniales; Amoebophryaceae
Source: the annotation of a GenBank genome assembly
AGCACGACCAUCUCUACCUGCGUAUUGAUAUCCAUUUCGCAUUCAGCGCCACUCCUAGUUGUAGGUUGCAGAUUGAUGCCCCCUCGGUCUUCAUAAUUGUUAUCUGUCCCCGUCUCUAAUGAUCAUAUCCAUGUGAUUCUCUUAUUUCAUCUCAAACGUAAGUAUAUGACCCUCAACAUUAUCUGAUGGAAUUUUAUUUUUAUUAAAAGAAGUUUGUUUUAUAUCUGGUGUGGGUAGCAACAGUAUAGCUUGUAGAAAAUCAUGAUGAUGACCUCUCUUGUCGGGGUCUCCUUCGUUCACCGGAAAGAAAUGUCCUCGUGUCGCGUCGAAGCAAGGUUUAUGUCGUUCACAACACCGCGAAGAAAAGAAAAAAUGGAGCCGAAAGAACCAGCGUGUCGCGACUGUGUUGACCGUUUCUUCUGUUAACAGACCGGCCCAGGAGUGGCAGCAGCUUGAUUGGUGCGUGGUCGAGUACAAGCUUGUUCAGCGUCUGGAUUCACUACAGACCUUGCCAGUCGUCCAGCGGCAGAUGGCAAACCUCGCAACGAAACUGGCGGCUGUGGUCGCCGUGUUGGCGGUUUUGUUGUAUUUUGGCAAGGUAUGGAUCGUGUACAUGAUCGUGGAACCGCUGCUCGACCUAGCAUCCGACACGGGACUCGUGCCUUUCGAUGUGGCAGAGACCAUAAGCCCGAGCAGAGAGCGAAAUCCCUUCGCCGGGGAGGAGGAGCGCCCGGAAGAGAUGCGAAGGUAAAAAUAAAAAAGUACACUAUCUGCAAAGAACAUUUGAGGGGAACUACAUGAAAAAGAAGAGAAACAUGAGCCGAUUGCGGUUCGCACUUCAAAAGAAAUAGUACAGAGUUCUUGCUACAACAGGAACAGCACAGGCACACACACGCGAUAUUCAUCUUGUGCAUGAAGAUACCACUACUCAUCCGUACAGGUAUUCGAGCAUCCUCCGGACGGCAAUCGACUACACCACCGCCCGGGAUUUUCCGAGAGCCCAGCAGUACCUGGAGCUCUGUAGCGACCGCCGUAAGGUGCCCGAGAAUCUCCGCGAGAUCGUGGCGCGGAGCCAGUACGCCAAUGCCAUUGUGCCGAAAACGAACAGUGAGGGUGGAACAACCGAUCAGGAAGAGCAGGACGUGAUGGGAGAGACCAUGUACACCUUCAAACACCCUAGGCCGAUCAUUCCAAACGAAAAGGAUCAGCAGGAACAAGAUGGGGAAAACCCGGACGGCAGUGGGCAAAACAACAUUGGCAACAAAAGUUCUGUCUACGAUCCGUACUGCGUAAACAAAAUCGGCGAGUUCCUGCUGACUGGAAUGGUGUUCGAGAAAAAUUUUACCUCGGCCAUUCACCACUUCGUGGAGGCAGCGAACGUGGGGAAUGAAGACGCACAGUACAACCUCGGGGUGCUCUUCGCGAACAUUCUGGAGGAAGACCCGCACUACGACAUACUCCAGAAAAUUGUAUAUAUUUAAAGAUGAUAGUUAUUCAUACUAUUUUCCUGCUGCUUUGAUGUUGCCCUCGUGUUCUUUAUUUUUAUUUCCCCGCCUAACUACAGGCAGAGGCUGAGGCAGACCUGUGCUACAGGUCUGCGGCUUGCGAGAGAAACUACUAAACCAGGUGGCCGCGUACACGAACAAGACGGCGUUCUUUAUUUUCUACGAUGUGCUCUGCGACAACACGUCGUCAACCGCUGCUGUCGCUGCUCCACCUUUUGCACGGUAGUACAACAGAGCAAAUUCUGUAUCGAGAUCGAAAAUCAAGGCCAAAUAGGGGUUUUACUGGUGAAUAAAAAAAAGCAAAACUCUUUAUAACAGGUUCACGGCCGUGCGACCAACCUUCCGAAGUCAAGUAAGGACGCUAUGAGCAUUCUUUACCUCUAUGCAGCCUCGACUGCCGGACACGCGGGCGCGUUGAUGGCCAUGGGCUAUCGCCACUCAGAGGGGUUCGACGUGCCAAAGAUAUGUACGGAUAAUAUUGAUUCCCUAUUUAAUAUUUUCUUUAGCUUCCAAAUAAUGCCACUUUCCAAGUUAGCACGACUUAAAUUCAUAUGGGUUGUAAGGGACGAGAGAGUCAGACUCAGUCUCAGAUUAUGUUGAAAUAAAUCUUCCUCUUUCAUUCUUUACCGUAUCUAUGAUGAUAAGUCAGCAAAAAUUAUCAUCUACUCACCAGGUUCCACCGCUGCGCUGAAUUACAUCGAGGUUGCGAAGGGGAUCACGGAGAUUUACUCCAGUGGCAUGCCCCAGGCCGUCGAGCUGAUCCGGCUGAACCUGGACCACAAACAGAACAAAAAGAUGAUGUCGGAGGGGGAAAUCAACCUAUUCACCCAGAUCGCCUCCUCUGGGGACACCGCCGUGGCGGCGGCUAUCGGGAAACGGUACCUCCUGGGCAUUGACGGGUUCCGCCAGAACUAUGCCAAGGCACUGGAGUACCUGAAACUCGCCGCCAAUGCCAACCACGGGGGCUCCUUCGGCCUCCUCGGGUACAUGUACGCCUUGGGGCUGGGGGUGGAGAAAAAUCUCGACACCGCGCACGAGUACUUCGUCUCCGCCUCAAUCGAGGGCGACGCGCUCGGGCAGAACGGGCUCGGGUACUUCUAAGUUGGAUCCUGUUGUACUCAGCACAACUUCUACGUACCUCGUGAAGAUUCGGAAAGUUUUUUUCUGCGUCAGCAGCUUGUGUCGUGUGGUCCAAGGUUGUUCCACCUCGAAAUUCUUAGCAGCUGAGUUUCGGGAGAUGAACGCCUUCAUAUUUCAACAUCAACGCCACUGCUUCUACUUCUAAACCAGGUACAUUUAUUUCCACGGUACGGACAAGCAGGAGCGAAAUGUGAAGCUUGCCUACCAGCACUUCAACGAGAGUUCCUACGCAGGGUCCGCCGACGGCAUGUUCAAUCUUGCCUCCGUGUUUCUCACGGGGGUCGGUGUCGAGCAGAGCUUCCAAAAAGCCGUGCUGUGGUACACCCAGGCCUUAGACCGAGGCCACACGCCCGCGGCCUAUUCACUCGCCAUCAUGCACCUGAAUGUACUUUGUUUAUGUUAGUUUUGAUGUUUUUCAUUUUCAUUACGAAUAUGUGUGUGCGCUGCGGUCGCGGAUGGACAUAGCAAGGAAAUAAAGGAUGUUGAACAAAGUAGUGGCUCUUGACAACGUCAGCGAGCGUCAGCACCUAAAAUUCUUGAAAAUGCGUCUGUACUAAUUCGGAAAUUUGGAGGUGCAUCUCAUUCUCCCUUCUGCUCGCUUUCACCGAAGAUCAAUGUCUACUCAUCCUCCUUUCAACAAAAUCAAAUCAGGGUGUUGGCACCGUUCGUGACUGCAGUAUCGCCGUGAAUUUGUUGAAGCGUGUGUGCGAGCGCGGGAGCUGGGUGAGCAGUCGACUACAGGAGGCGUACGCGCUGCAGCAGCUUGGUCAGACGACCGAUACCACCAGUAGCUCCAGCUCUUUCACCUCUGCAGCAACGGGCUCGGCCGCCAGCCAGUACACGAACGCCGACAUGUCCGCGUUUUUGUUCCUGCAGCUCGCCUAUCAAAUAUAAAAAUGUCUGGGUCUGGAAGAAUGCGCGAUUUGUGAUGCAGCUUUUUCAUGACCCAUGAGGUCUGGAAUGCAGGACCUAGCAUGACAGAUUCUGCGCGAUCUCUCUCAUGCCUAUCCUGCAUGAGAAACUGCCUCCCGACUUGGUCAAAAUUGGAUGACUUUUGGUAAUCAUGCAGCACAGAUUUUUGCAUGCUUCAGAUUUAGCAUGACAAGUUGCAUUCUUCCAGACGGACCCAGACACUUUUGCAAUCCAUAUCGCCGAGGCGGGCCACGAGGUGGCGCAGAUGAAUUUAGCGCACCUCAUGGACACGGGCAAGUCCUCGCUGGUGAUGGCGUCCCCCCUGUUUUCGCGGUUCUAUGCGCAGCGGCACUAUAUCAUAAGGAAAAAUGCCCCCUCCCCAUAUCGAAAAGGUACGUCUCAGAAAAUUUGUAAUGCUGAUUUGUGACCACAAAUCGUCUCUGUCUUGCAAGAACGCAACUCCACAGGCUCCGCCGCAUUCUGCAAGCGGUUUGUGAUGCUGUUGGCCCGACAGACUAGACGUUUGCUAUGCUCAGCGCCUAGCCCAAAACCUCUCCACUCAGGCUUCGUAAAGGCCUGCAGUCCUCUCCAGCAACACAAAUCUGAUUUGUGUACGCAAAUCCAGCAUCAGAAACUUCGUUUUGAUAUGGGGAGGGGGGAUUUUUCCUCACAAUACACUACGAACUGUCUGCAGACCAGGGGAGCGCAAGCAGCGAGCUCCGCUUGGGCGACUUUGCCUACUACGGCUGGGCACGGAGCGACAGCCCCUUAGAAGAGCUCACAAACAGCAUGAUUGCACCGCCUAAUAGUAAAAGUGGCGAAUCUUCUACUACUCCUGGAGCGUCCUCUGACGCGGCAGCCGGAGGGAGUGCAACAUCCUCAAAUAGCGAUGGCAACUCGGGGGCUCAAGCGCGGCCAUCUUCGGGGGCCGCAACGAGUGAGCACGACGAGGAGCAACUUGGCAUUUACAACCCGCAAAGUGCUGAGCAAGUGGAGGACGUGCUAAACAGUGACAUGCUGUCGGCAGAAGAGGUGGAGAUUAUGAAGUCUAUGGGCGUCAAGACGGCGGAGGAAAUGCGGUCCCGGGCCAAGAAGAAGUCCCCCCGCUCGAAAUGGAACGAGGAAGACCUGCUCGCCGAGUCCGAGGCGCGUGAGAUCCUCGAGCGCAUCGACGAGUCGUCCAACGGUGCGGACGCCGAUGGCGAUCAGAAUCUGCUGGAUCAACUGAAGAAAUCCUCCAUGACGCUGGAGCGCAUCGCGCAACUCCACGCACACCCGCCCGACAUGGAGGCCGCGAUCUCGCACUACUGGAAGGUAUCCAACAUGCAGGUCACCGGGGAAUGGAUGCAGCACUUCGUCGCCCGAGCAAGCUUCAACCUUGGUAUACUUAUUUGCUAUCAUAAUUUCAACAUCGAGAAGCUUGCUUUUUUUCAAAUAUGAAUUUUAAUGCAGCUCCUGUGCGUGACCGUGAGCUCGUCGUUGCCCUGUCUCAGGCUCUUCGUCUUCCUCCAGGUUCGCUUCAAUGAUCUCUGUCCGGAAGCAGGCUUUUUGUUAGCCUGAAGAUCUCCGGACCGAACUCCACCAAAUCUGAAUUUAUCAUCUUCAUCCCAGGUUUCAUGUACCAAUUUGGACUGGGCAUUCCGCAGGACCUGGCUUUGGCAAAACGGCUCUACCAGCGAUCGAUCGAGCUGGACCCGGGGACGGUGACCGCGCCUGUGACCAUCGUGCUGCAGGCGCUGGCUGCGCACAAGUGGCUUCUGGAGAUGCUAUCAAAUGCAAAAGUGUCUGGGUCUGGAAGAGUGCCAGACUUGUCAUGCAGGUUUUCCAUGACCCAUGAGGUCUGGUAUGUAAGACAUAGCAUGACAGAUGAUUCUGUGAGAGUUCUAUCAUGCCUAUUCUGCAUGAGAAACCACCUGUCGAUUGGCUCAAAAGUGGACAGCUUUUUGCAAUCAUGCAACACAGAUUUUUACAUGAUUCAGAUUUAGCAUGACAAGUUGCUUUGUUCCAGACCCAGACACUUUUGCAUUUGAUAGAUGCCACCGCUGGACGAAAUCCAGCGAAAAAUGCUCCGGGACCCCAGAACACACGUAUUCUUGUUGCUCAAGAUGAAUUUUUUAUGUUGUAGUAUAGAGAGAUGAGGAUGACCACCUUCGUCCGGACAGCAGAUCAUGGUGACUGACGUCGCGUGGCUCGCUGGCUUUGAUAGCCUUCGCAAGGCGCUCACUGACUUGUGCUGUUACCCUGUAGUUGCAACGCCGACGGAUUUUUUUCGUCUUUUUACGGAAAUAAAUUGCAAUCGUCGAGUAAAGCUGCUGCAAUUGCAAGAGCUAUACGACAAUGGCAAGAUAAAGAUUUUCAACACCUCUAGUUGUCUCAGCGCAUCUUCUCUAGCCUAUAAUAUAAUUCACAACCCCAACUACUACCAAACAACAGGUGCUCGUCCUGGUGUUCGCCUUUUUGCUAUUGCUGCUGCUCGUGCGUCCGCGCCUACAGCGCAGCUGGGAGAGGAAACAGGAAGAGAAAAUAGCGCAGGAAAAGGCCGCAAAAGAAGCCGAGGAAAAAAGACAGGAGGCGCUCGACAAAAAGCAGGAGGAGAUCCACCGAAAAAUGCUGAAGAACCCGAGUCUGCAGUCCUUUAUGCAGGAACAGGAGCGACUGCAUGAGAUCGCCAACGAACUGGGCCACGACGUCACGGAGUGGACCAAUUUCGGGGGGCACCUCAGCGGCGGCAGCAUCGAAGAUAUGAUGGACAAACGCACGCCGGAAGCGAUCGAGGCCUUCAAAAACGAGUUCAAUUCCAAUUUUAAGUUGAUGUCAACAUCUAGUUCGAGUUCCUCUACUAACGCGGCCGGCCCGUCGUCAGCACUCGCUCCGGGCAUCAAGGCACAGGAAGUAAGUAACGGAACAUCACCAGCUGGUGCACAGCACCAGAGCUCAUCGACCACGACUGGAAGGCCGAAUGGCGCCCCGCUUGUCUCCUCCUCGGUCUCGAGCAGCGGUGGCGGCGCCAGUGGCAGCGGGAGCGCCAGUGCCAGCAACGCGUCUGGGUCGAACCCACCAUCCAAGGACCAACAGACGAGCAGCGACGCCAAAAUGGCGGACCACCUUCUGGAUAGCAUGCAACGGGAAAGUGGGGCCACAGGUUCGUCCCCCGGUGCAGCUGCUUCCCAAGGCGGCUACACGCUUGGCGGCUCCUCGGAUGGCAUGGCCGAAAGUAAACUGCUGCAGCAAAUAGACCCGGGGAUACAAGCUGCAAACAAAAAAGACGGGGAAGAGAAAACAUAGUAGAGCCAGUCAGAGAGUCAAGUACUACGCCCGGGAGAAGAACCUUCUGCUGGUGUUUAAUCAUAUUUCGCCACCUGAUAGUGAUAAUUAAAUUCGAUUACAUUUCAAAAGACAACGACGAGUUGGAGUUUUUAGUAUUCUUUUCGACGUAUUAAACAUCAAUCAAGCGACCGCACCAACACCAUCACCACGCAUAAGGAAUGUGUGGGUGGCCAGUUGGAGUGGUAGCGUGUCAACGUGGUCAUGGUUCAUGUUCAAACAUUUUUUUCAGAAUGUACAACUGUACCGAAAAUGUCCUGAUCCUCGACCCCUGUCGGUUUGAUGGAGGAAUCGGACACCCCCUGUGUUGUCGCUGAUUUUUUCAUAAACCCCAAAUGCGCGAGAACUAGAUGUAUGUACGUGUACCAGCACCAGCAGCUUACAAAUACAAAUGUAACAUUCAGAUUAUUUAUCAGGAUUCUUAACGCUGGUUCCUCUGCCACCACCUCGCAAGAAUAACCCUUCAGACGACAUUAUUCUAGCAACGACACCCUCCGCGCUUGCUCUUGUGCGGCCGCACCAAUCCGCACCAAGGACUAUUCUACACUUUCCCCUUACCCUUGCCACCCCGGCAUGAUGGUACUCGCCGGUGCUCACAGAAACAGCCGUGCGAGCCGUAAGCCUAGCGACUCGUGGACGACAACGACCCUACUGAUUGUCAACAUACUUGCACAGCUAUGGGACAUGGCUUGUCACAAAAUGAACAUGGUGGAGCUUAUUGGUGAUGAUUCAGGAAAUAACACAGCGCUCCUUGAUGUGUUGUCCCCUAUUUGAUUUAUUGCGGACUUCGAAGAAACUGAAACUCGACAGCUUGAUGUUGUACAAGUUACUUGAUGUCCUCCAAGAAUGAAUCUUUAUCAAAAUCUGAUGUGGCUGUAUCGGCUGGUGCCCGUCUCGUUUUUACA